This is a messenger RNA of Aedes albopictus (Asian tiger mosquito), 1346 nucleotides long. RefSeq names its product aminopeptidase N-like. NCBI's taxonomy places the organism in Eukaryota, Metazoa, Arthropoda, Insecta, Diptera, Culicidae. The transcript is spliced from 2 exons. The coding region runs from base 1 to 654 and encodes 217 amino acids. Gene Ontology annotation, biological process: proteolysis; peptide catabolic process. The record is from RefSeq and is a predicted model, not a curated record. Gene Ontology annotation, molecular function: peptide binding; zinc ion binding; metalloaminopeptidase activity. Gene Ontology annotation, cellular component: cytoplasm.
AUGGUUCGCGAUCCACAGCACCCGAUCGGAUUGACGGUGAUUCAUGGAUCGAACUAUUCGGUGUUGUCGAACAAUCUACCGAAGGAUGUCGGACAAGGGCCCAUCGCCGGCUACACGCGCACCAUAUUCGAAGAUACGCCCGUCAUGCAGCCCUAUCUGCUCGGAGUUAUUGUGAGCGAUUUCGUGGCCAUAUCGGCCGUACAGUAUCCCCGGCAGGGCGUAUUUGCUCGGUACAAUGCCAUCCGCAACGGAGAAGGGGACUUCAUUUUGGAAGUCGGGUACAAGAUUCUCAAGGUACUGGAGUCCUACCUGGAGACGGACUUUGCCCUACCGAAGAUCUACCAGGUGGCCGUGCCGGAUUUCGCCGCCGGCGCGAUGGAGAAUUACGGAUUGGUGACCUACAAGGAGGAGAAGUUCUUCUACGACAUCAUCUCCGAUGAGGCAGAAGCACGAAAUCGCCACCGUGGUGGGGCACGAGUAUGGUCACCAAUUUUUCGGCAACAUGGUAUCCCCAUGAAGGAAGGCUUUGCUCGAUAUUUGAAUAUCUGGCCUCGGACAUGGCCCAGUGACAAGCAGGGCGCGGAGGCUGAAACAUGCCGCAUUUCGUCUUUACCGCGUUUUUGCAUUUUUCUUUGUGUUUUCGUUCGUACUUGAGUGGAACGCUGAUGGAAGAGUGAACGGUCGUCGGUCGCCAGUGACAAGCAGGGCGCGGAAGCUGAAACAUGCCGCAUUUCGUCUUUACCGCGUUUUUGCAUUUUUCUUUGUGUUUUUUGUUCGCACUUUGUGUAAACGAUCGACGAUGGCUCGGUGGCAAGAGACCACAUUGCCCGCAUCGUGGUGGUCGUGUUCGUCGUUAUUCCGAGUUCGGAAAUGCUAGUAUCCAAGAGAUUGUUUUUCAGUGCGUCGGGUAUUCUCGCUUAUGUAUUUUUUUGGAUUCUUCGAUGGAUGAUCGGAGAAUCAGCGAGUGGUGUGAACGAGUGCACAUUUAAUAUGGUUGGACCGUUUGCAUGCUGAGACCAAAGCCAAACAUAGAAAACCAGCUGGUCAGGAUUACCCGGUGAGUUCGUUCCUUAUUACUUUUUAUAUUUGAACAUGACAUAUAUGGGGAUUUCGGAGGGGUAGCCUAAGGAAGUUAAAUGAACUGGUUUCCGGGCAAAUGUUCGUGGGGUGGCCAGACUUUGUCACGAGAUAACAAUUAUCAUGUUGUUUUCCGAAGGUCUCCAGUGAAUUUAGCUUACCCUGCUACAACAAACCAUCAGGUAGAUCAUUCCGUUCCGGUAUGACUCUGUAGCCAUAGGUAAUCCUUGCGCUGAUGGUGGGUACACAAUCAUCAUCAUCAUCAUCAU